ACCUUCUGACUUCCUACCUGGAUCUCAGUAUGAACAACAUCAGUGAGCUGCAGCCAAAUGCCUUUCACAACCUGCCCUUCCUGGAAGAGCUUUCUCCUCCUGGCCCGAUCUGACGGCGGGACUCUGGGAAGCCGUUGUGUUUCGCAGCGUCCCCCCCACCCCCCGUACUGCGCUCCUCUCUCCUCUGUAUGGAGUGUCAGUGAAGUGCUUCAGGAGGGGGGAUGUCUGUGUGCAUGGCAAUGCAGUGUCACUAUAAGGAGUGACAUUAGCGCAAGCAGAGCGACAAUGGACUGAGCCAAAGCUGUCAUACAAACUGCGCAGGACCAGACAGACUUCCGGAUCCUCUAGUGAAACCCUCUCUGUGUGUGCAGAGCAAGGCUUUACACUUCAAAUAAUACUGACUCAACAGAACCCAUUUCAGAACGGUUACCUCGCUGUUUAUUCUCCAUUAAUCAGCCUCUCUGACAGCUGUGAAGCGAUACCAGCGUCGGCCAGCCGCAUGUCGGGUAACCAGCUGAGACACAUCCCCAGCCUGGUAUUCACUGGCCUCCACAACCUCAAAGUGCUAAUGUUACAGAACAACCAGCUCCAGCACCUCCCCAGCGAGACCUUGUGGGACCUGCCAAACCUCCAGUCUCUGCGUCUGGACGCUAACCUCAUCUCAGAGGUGCCCGAGAAGGCUUUCGCAGGGCUGCGCUCGCUGAGGCACCUGUGGCUGGAUGACAACGCCCUGUCUGAGAUCCCUGUGCGCGCCCUCAAUAACCUGCACACCCUGCAGGCCAUGACACUGGCUCUGAACCGAAUCAGCCACAUCCCUGACGGAGCCUUCCGCAACCUCUCCAGCCUCGUGGUGCUGCAUCUUCACAACAACAGGAUCCGGUCACUGGGACAGAACUGCUUUGAAGGACUGCAGAGCCUGGAGACCCUAGAUCUGAACUACAAUGAUCUUCAGGAGUUUCCAGAGUCCAUCAGAACCCUGGCCAAGCUUCAGGAGCUGGGGUUUCAUAACAACAACAUCAAAGCCAUUCCUGAGAGGGCGUUUGUGGGCAAUCCACUCCUGCAGACCAUACAUUUUUAUGAGAACCCCAUCCAGUUUGUCGGAGGAUCAGCUUUCCAGUACUUGCCAGCGCUCCACACCCUGUCCCUGAAUGGAGCCACUGAAAUAAAAGCAUUCCCUGACCUCAAAGGAACCACCAGUCUGGAAAUUUUGACCUUGACAAGAGCUGGACUGACCUCUCUCCCGAGGAGCCUGUGUCAGCAGCUGCCUGGCCUGCGAGUUCUGGAAUUGUCGCAUAACCAGAUCAAGGAAUUGCCCAGUUUCCACCGCUGUCAGCGCCUUGAGGAAAUAGGCCUCCAGCACAACCAGAUCAGGGAGAUCAGAGCCACCACCUUCCAGCAGCUUGCAGCCCUGCGAUCACUAGACCUCAGCUGGAACCACAUUGAAUUCAUUCACCCAGAGGCGUUCAGGUCCCUGCGCUCUCUGGUCAAACUAGACCUGACUGACAACCAGCUGACCACUCUGCCCGUGGAGGGGCUCAGCGGACUGACACACCUCAAGCUGAAGGGAAACCUGGGGCUGUCCGAGCCUUUCAGAGUGGAGGACCUUCCCAAGAUGAGGGUCCUAGAGAUGCCCUAUGCCUACCAGUGCUGUGCUUACGGGGCUUGUAAAACGACCUUCAAGCCAGCCAGCCAAUGGGACGCAGAGGAGACAGGAAGUGAGGACGAAGACGUGCCCAAGAGGACUGUGGGCAUGUUCCCGAGCCACGCUGACAGCCACUAUUUCCUGGAUAUGGACGACUUUCAGCUGGAUGUUGAUGAUUCCAAACUGCACCCCAACGUCCAGUGCAGCCCUUCUCCAGGUCCCUUCAAGCCAUGUGACUACCUUUUCGAUAGCUGGGUGAUUCGACUGGGCGUGUGGGCGAUCGCACUGGUCUCCCUGAUCUGCAACAGCCUCCUGAUCAUGACGGUCUUCGCCUCCCCAGGCUACCUGUCUCCUGUCAAGUUCGUCAUCGGCUCCAUUGGGGGCGCCAACCUGCUGACGGGCCUGUGCACAGGGACACUGGCGCUGGUGGAUGCCCUGACCUUCGGAGAGUUCUCCCGACACGGCGCUCGCUGGGAGAGCGGGCCAGGCUGCCAGGCUGGGGGCUUCCUCUCCGUCUUUGCCUCCGAGGCCUCUAUCCUCUUCCUCACGCUGGCUGCGGUGCAGUGCAGCAUCUCGGUCUCCUGCGUCCGGGCCUACGGGAAGUCCCCCUCCUUCAGCAGCGUCAAGGCAGCCGCCCUCUGCUGUGUGGGCCUCUCUCUGGCUGUGGCUGCCCUCCCACUCUUCUCGGUGGGGGAAUAUGGGUCCUCCCCUCUCUGCCUCCCCUCCCCGCUCCCAGAGAGCCGUCCUUCCACUCUGGGCUUCAUGGUGGCUCUCAUCAUGAUGAACACCCUAUGCUUCCUGGUCAUUACCGGCACCUAUAUCAAGCUUUACUGGGACCUCAUGAAAGGAGAGUUCGACAGCAUCUGGGAUUGUGCGAUGAUCAAGCACGUGGCCUGGCUCAUCUUCACCAACUGCCUCCUUUACUGCCCUGUGGCCUUCCUCACCUUCUCCUCCCUGCUCAGCCUCUUCCCCAUCAGCAACGAGGUCAUCAAGUCUGUCUUGCUGGUGCUUCUGCCUCUGCCAGCCUGCCUCAACCCCCUCCUGUACCUGCUCUUCAAUCCCCACUUCAAGGAAGAUCUCCGGCUGCUGUGCAGGAGACCUGAGCCCACACAGGAGGAAUCUACAGACUCCUUCGCAUCGGAGGAGACCGAGAAGAGCUCCUACGACUCCACCCAAGCGCUGGUGACCUUCUCCGAAGUGAAGCUGGUCUUUGAGGGGGCAGUUCUCCCCAGGCUGGAGUCCUUCGGGUGCCCCCAAGCUGCCUCGGUAACCUUCGUCCCCCGUCAGCAACCAGACCUUUGUUGGCAAGAGGGUGACACUUCUACAGCCCCACACCCCUGCCUCACCGACGAGGAACUCCUGAUCGCUUCCCAAAGUGACGACCUGCCAAGCAGUGGUUACUCCAUCCAGUUCUAUCGACCCCCCCCGGCCUCCUCAUCCCAUUUAUAAACUUUAAAACGAACACUGAAACGGAGGAAAAAACGUCCCCUAUCACGGGAUCUGUUCUGCGUCUUAGAAAUGGGUUAGAUAUCUGAAGUGCAGUUCCCACGGUCCUGCUUGACAGAUUUGGUUCACAAGUCCCAGAAUCCUCCAAGAUCUACUCCCACCGUUCACAACAAUGGGUUUGGACUACAUUUCCCAUAGUUUGACUGGUCUCUGGACUACAACUCCCAUAUUCCACAAUGAAGACUGUAAAUCGCUCUUCUAUAGCGAAGCGACUGUUCAAAAAAGCUGAAUUGAUUGGAAACAGGCAUGAACCUCAUUUAAUUUGA
This is a messenger RNA of Polyodon spathula (Mississippi paddlefish), 3414 nucleotides long. Its product is annotated as leucine-rich repeat-containing G-protein coupled receptor 6-like. NCBI's taxonomy places the organism in Eukaryota, Metazoa, Chordata, Actinopteri, Acipenseriformes, Polyodontidae. The record is from RefSeq and is a predicted model, not a curated record. Gene Ontology annotation, biological process: G protein-coupled receptor signaling pathway. The transcript is spliced from 19 exons. The coding region runs from base 500 to 3091 and encodes 863 amino acids. Gene Ontology annotation, cellular component: membrane. Gene Ontology annotation, molecular function: protein binding; protein-hormone receptor activity; G protein-coupled receptor activity.